Punctularia strigosozonata HHB-11173 SS5 is the source of this 1092-nucleotide messenger RNA. RefSeq lists its product as uncharacterized. The transcript is spliced from 5 exons. Bases 1 to 1092 code for a protein of 363 amino acids. NCBI's taxonomy places the organism in Eukaryota, Fungi, Basidiomycota, Agaricomycetes, Corticiales, Punctulariaceae. The record is from RefSeq and is a predicted model, not a curated record.
AUGUCGACAGUCAGGGCGUCUAAGUGGGCUCCGGCCAACGAGACGCAGGCGGAUAUCCUCUCGGAGAGGGAGAAUCUCAAUGGUGCCGUCCUCGGAGGCGUAGGUUAUGGCGUUCAUGUCACGCUGUUCUUCAUAAGCUUAGACCUGCUCAUGAAGCAGCUGAAAACCCAUCCGAGGCGGUCUUAUUGCAUGCUCGCCUAUAUAUUCAUGCUAUUUACUCUGGGCUCGCUCGGAAAUGCUGCAAACAUCAAGUUCAACGAGAUGGUCUUCGUCGACAACCGUGACUAUCCCGGCGGACCGAACGCCUACUUCAUCGAGCAGAAUGGUGUAUGGAUCAACGUCCUGAGCUACGGAGUUUACAUCGUCAACACAUGGCUUCAGGAUGGACUAUUGCUGUAUCGAUUCCAUCUGAUAUGGAACUCGAACAUCUGGCUAACGGCCAUUCCCGGCUUAUUCUACACGGUAUCUGUCGUCAUGUCGUGCCUUCUACUGUCGCAGAUCGCAGAACCUGGCGACAACAUCUGGAAGCAGUUAAGCGUCAAGUUCGCGCUGACGUACUGGUGCAUCUCCAUAGGAGCGACACUACUACUCACGACCUUGAUCGUCGUGCGCCUGCUGUACAUGCGGUACAAGCUGAGGAAAGUGAUGGGGCCUCACCAUCGCAGUCCCUAUCUUUCUAUCUCCACCAUCCUCGUCGAAUCUGCGUUUCUGUACUGCGCGGUCGGACUGGCAUUCAUAAUCACCUACGCCAGAAACGAUCCAGCUCAGAACAUCUUCUUACCGGUCCUCGGUCAGGUGCAGUCCAUUGCACCCCUCCUGAUUAUCAUGCGCACAUGCCAAGGACGCGCGUGGACCAAAGAUACGGCGAAGAUGGUCACGACCACCGGCGAUACGUUCGCCUCCGACUCGACAAAGGUCGUGCCGAUGACGCCAUUGCGGUUCCAUGGAAGACGAGGUCAUGAAUUGCAGGCUGCGACGCACUGGUCAGACCCAGCAGCCGAUGGAUCUAUGGAGGACACCGUCGAGAAUGGCUUAGGCCCCUCGGAGUCCCUCCCUAGCUUUGUCAUCAACGCAGAGAAGGGUACUCUGUAG